Malassezia restricta is the source of this 1059-nucleotide messenger RNA. RefSeq names its product tRNA pseudouridine55 synthase. The transcript has a single exon. The record is from RefSeq and is a predicted model, not a curated record. NCBI's taxonomy places the organism in Eukaryota, Fungi, Basidiomycota, Malasseziomycetes, Malasseziales, Malasseziaceae. Gene Ontology annotation, cellular component: mitochondrion. The coding region runs from base 1 to 1059 and encodes 352 amino acids. Gene Ontology annotation, biological process: mRNA pseudouridine synthesis; tRNA modification. Gene Ontology annotation, molecular function: RNA binding; pseudouridine synthase activity.
AUGCCUCUGGGCUGCGUCCGCCGUAGCCUGACACGUAUGCCGUCGGAAUCAGAUCGGCCGCUGUCGUGCCUGUUUGGCAUUAUCAAGCCCAGUGGACCGACGUCGAUGGACUUGCUGGACCGACUCAAGCCGCUGCUCGCAUCGUCGGACCUGUUUUAUGCGGCACAUACGCCUCGGCGUGUCAAGCCGGCACGGCGACUCAAGCCGUGGGAGCGCGAGCUCGUCGCCAAGUGUGGCCGCCUGCCACCCAAGAUGGGGCAGGGCGGCACGCUGGAUCCACUCGCGGAAGGUGUGCUUGUGAUUGGCCUUCACCAUGGCACGAAGCAGCUGCAGCAGUUUCUGCACUGCACGAAAGAAUACGAGACCACGGGGCUUCUCGGCACAGCCACGACGUCGUAUGAUGCCAAAGAGCCUAUUAUGUCUUAUGCACCGCACUCGCACGUCACCGAAGACAUGGUGCGCGACAAGCUGAGACUAUUUCGUGGGCAGGUCCAGCAGCUUCCACCGCUGUACAGUGCGCUGCGUAUGGACGGAAAGCGCCUGUUUGAAUACGCGCGCGAAGGCAUACCCCUUCCGCGGCCCAUUGAGCCGCGCAACGUGUGCAUUGACGAGCUGGAACUCGUUCAAUGGCACCCUCCCUCUGCACACACAUACGCACCUCCUACGACGCGCGUGUCCGACGACGACAAGGCCCUGUUCACGAGGGUGCGUGCGAUGGCUGGCGCUCAGGCACUGGAUACCACGAAUCAGGACACGGCAUGUAUAGCCGCGCCUGAGGACCGCGAGGAAACGUCGCCACCCGCCGCCUUUACCCUCCGAAUGACCGUGUCGUCCGGCACCUACGUUCGCUCGAUCGUCCAUGAUCUCGGCACAGCGUGCGGCAGUGCAGCACACGUCGUACGCCUCGUGCGCACGCGACAGGGGCCGUUCCACUUGGGCAACUCGAUACCAUGGGAGGUGUUUGAGCGGGGUCUGGCUGAGCUCGGCCACGAGAAGGUAGAGGGGGGCCUGCGUGAAUGGGAACAAAGGAUCCUGCAGCACAUGCAGCUGUGUGACUAG